AAACAUACAUUUAUGAUUUAACGCAAACCCAAAAAGAGCCUUCACCUUUUUUCUCUUCGUCUUCUUCACCAUCUUGUGGGGAAAAACAAAACUUCUCCGGCCAUGGAUCCUGGCGACCCAACUUCAAUAAUCUUUUCAAAGAUCAGAACUUUCGAACUUGAGAACGCUUCCAGAGUCAUUGACUAUUUUCUCUUGCAAGACAUGGAACAAAGAGAUUUGAUUCGAAUUGCUUUUGGUCCUGACUCUCUCAUACAGACUUUCUGUCAGAAAGCUAAAGUCGAUUUAGGUUUUUCCUCGAACGGUUUCUCGAGACCCAUCAAUAUCCAUGGCCAGUCAUUGUCCUCGUCUUCUCCCAGAAAUGGGUUCUUAGAGUUCUCGAGAAACCCUAGUAACCCUUUGUCUUCUUCGUUAACUUUGAACACACUCAGAGAUAAUAAGCCUAACUUCAAUUCUAGUCCUUUUCGUGAAAGUUCAUCACUUUUUGCCUCUUCUUCCGGCGAUGAGCAGCAGCAACAACAAUUCAGUAACAACUUUCUGUUCACAAACGACGAGGACCCAUUUGCCAAUUCUCACAAGAGGAGUUUCUCUGCUAACGAUGCUUGUUUUGAGUCAGAGGAACCAUGGUUUGGAGGAGGAAAUGGUUGUCAUCAAUUUCCACAAGGCGGUUUAGUUGAUGGUUUUGGUUCCUCUGGUGUCUUUGGAUCGCCGAGUGAGAUGGAUUACAUGCUUGAGGGGAUGAUGAGGAUGAAGUUAGCUCAGCAAAAGAGCAUGGUUGCUGCUCAGUUUAUGGCGGCUUGUGGCUCUCCAAUGUUGCAUAGACACGGAUCAGGACAUUUUGGAGAAGAAUGUGGUAACUAUUUUAGUCAAGGAAGGCAUGAAAGAGAGGAUUCAGUCUCUAAACAGAUUUACUUGACAUUUCCAUCUGAAAGCUCCUUCACUGAUGAAGACGUCUCAACCUAUUUCAGAGAUUUUGGACUUGUGGAUGAUGUGAGGAUUCCAUAUCAGCAGCAAAGGAUGUAUGGGUUUGUAACUUUUGCUAAGGCUGAAACUGUGAGAACCAUAUUAGCUCGUGGAAACCCUCAUUUCAUAUGUGACUCACGUGUGCUCGUUAAACCAUACAAGGAGAAAGGAAAAAUCCUUCAAAAGAGGCAGCAGCAACAACUACACGAGUUGUUGGAGAGAGGGAACUAUUCACCUUCUUCAAGUCCGUCUGGAAAGGACUCGAGGGAACUAUAUGAAUGUCGCUUAGGACCAAGGAUGUUUUCAAAGAAGACACAGGAGAUGUUGCGAAGAAAAACCGAGCAAGCUGAUUUACAACAUGCCAUAGAAGUAGAACUCCAAAGAUGAAGGUUCUUGAAUCUGCAACUACCUGACAUGGAGAAUAAAUAUAUUCACCAUCACCACCAGCGUAGUCCUUCUAUUGGUUCUCCCUCUCAUUUCCCACCUCGAUUCAAUCAUAGUCUUCUCUUUCAAUCAGGAAACAACAACGAAGAAAUCAUGGAAGGCGACAGUGAUAGAAGUGAGAAAGAUCUUCAACAAGUAGCAACCAGCAACGAAGAACGUGGUUACAAUAACGGUUUCUACAAAGGGCAAGAGACGAGUCUGGAGAAUACUCUCCCUGAUAGCUUGUUUGGUUCUCCAAAAAAAUCUGGCGAAACCUACCAAACCGAGUCUGAUACCGAGCAUAAUAAUAAGGAAGCCUCAUCAAAUCAGUUAGCGUAGCAAUGGGCAGAAAGAAGCAUGUGUAUGAAUGAAAAGAAAGGUGUAGAAGACUGAUAAAAGAAUGAAGUAGAAGAGAAGAAUUGUCUAUAUAUAGUAAAAGCUAAGAGGUCACAUGGAACACAAGAGAGAAGGUUAAAGAGAACAGUUUUAGGAUUAUAAUAUCAUCUACAAUAAUAGGAUUUUACCACUAAUCUCAGCAACAUAUGAAUACAGAUCAACACAGUAACUGUAACUCACAAGUAGGUUUCUUUUUGGUAAUUUCUUUUUACCUUAUCGGAUACAACACAGUUACCAUGGUUGUAUGAAAUGCAUGUGUUUUUUCUUAAAGCUCUCUUGACAGGUUGAUACUUUUAAGUUAAAGGUGCACAUUUUAAUUGAACUAAACCGG
Messenger RNA from Arabidopsis thaliana (thale cress), 2110 nucleotides. RefSeq names its product RNA-binding (RRM/RBD/RNP motifs) family protein. NCBI's taxonomy places the organism in Eukaryota, Viridiplantae, Streptophyta, Magnoliopsida, Brassicales, Brassicaceae. Bases 103 to 1347 code for a protein of 414 amino acids. The record is from RefSeq and is marked reviewed. The transcript has 9 exons. Gene Ontology annotation, molecular function: RNA binding; nucleic acid binding.